CUCUAGGCUGUAAAAUUGACCCUGGCACGAUGGGUCGACAGUCCGGAGCCUCGGGCCUUCGGGCUUUGGCGGUAGUAGCGCUCUCCUCUUUUCUGCUGGCGUCUGGAGCUGCUGCCGCACAGAGCGGUCUCUACACCCAGUUCCCUUUCUGCAAGUGCAUCAAGUCGCCAUCGGCUUACAAGCUUGCGGAUGUGGUCGUCGCGAAGGGCAACAGCCAAUACUGCUUCCGGCUGAGCGCCAAGGUGCCUGCGGGCUGCAACAACUACUGCUGCAACAAGGCGGAUCUCAAGAAGAUCGAGUUCAACGUGAACACGGCGUGCGACGUGUUUGGCUCUGUGGUCAAGGCCACGGUCAACGGCGUCCCGACCAAGGUCGGCACCUCGUUUGACCAGCCCACGGACGGCCCCGCCGGCAGCACCGUGCUCCGUCUGACACAGCUGGGUCUGGGCCUGUGGAGCGACGGCGCCGAGAUCUGCAUCACGCUGGCCCCCGGCAAGAACGCACCCGGCUGCACGACCCUGGAGCAGCUGUGCGUGCCGCCCGCAGGCCUGCCCAAGGGCGUGUGCUCGGCUGCGCUGUUCGACAGCCAGAACGAUUGCUGCCCUCUCUCCACCCCCGGCAUCCCAAGCCCGCCCCCGCCCCGCCCUCCCCCGCCGUCGCCGCCCCCGCCCUCUCCUCCCCCUCCCAGCCCCCCGCCUCCCUCUCCCCCUCCUCCCUCUCCUCCUCCUCCCUCCCCCCCGCCCCCUCCCCCUCCUCCCCGCCCUCCCCCGCCGUCACCCCCUCCCCCGCCCCCUCCUCGUCCGCCCCCGCCGUCGCCCCCUCCCCCUCCUCCCCCGGUGUGCCAGGCUUGCAUCAGCUUCAACAUCGACUCAUACCCCGUUUUCGUCUGGUCUGACUUCCUAAAGAGGUACUACUUCAACCAGGGCCGCUGCCUGGACAGCCUGGGGCUGAUCUCUGGCGACGUCAACGACGCCGCCGAGCAGAUGGGCAUCAAGCUGGCCCAGGGCUUCAGCUACACGCCCGCCAGCUGUGGCUCCAGCAGGUGGACCACCUGCGGCAGCUUCCACACGGAAGCGGAUGCCAAGAAGAUGCAGGACUGGGCCACGCAGCAGGCCAACAACGUGUGGAUGGAGUCGAUCACCGGCCCCGCAUGCUCGUCCUACUGGCACGGCUGGCAGUUCUCCAUCACCUCGGCCAACAGCCAGUGCUUUAGCAUGGGCGCCUCCUCGCGCGCCUGCGCCCUCGACGACGUGCCCUUCCCCACCCACACCCAGUGCAAGAAGACGCAGUUCUCCACGCCCUUCGCGCUGGUGCCGUACGUCCUGGAGGCCGGCCGGGGCCGGUCCAACAACACACUGCUGUACUGCUUCCAGACCUACACUGUUUCUGGCGACCAGCUUGUCGACCCCCAGAACAAGUGCGCCAAAAGCACCAACCUCAACAAGGUUGAAUUCUUUGCCGAUGAGAGCUACCGCCGCGCCAUCAUGGGCGUGCGCGUCAAGCCCAAGGGCGGCAGUGCCACCUGGCUGGCCUCCACUUGGGGCGCCGUGGGCCAGACCACAUUCAAGGUGACUCCCCUGGACUGGAGCAUCGAGCAGGCGAGCCAGGGCGAGAUCUGUUUUGAGCUGAAGGCCUCGGUGUCCAUUGAUGACUUCUGCUUGGGCCCGGAGACCGACACUUGCCACGGCUCCAUCUUUGACAACAGUAUGGACUGCUGCCCGACCUACCCGACAACGCUGCUGCCGUAGCCGGCGCUUCUGAGAAUAUUGCCGUGCCUGAGACAGCUUUACCACAGUCCAGGCGCUGGCUAUUCAUCAUGUCAUGGUCGAGCAUGACGCUUUCGAGUAUUGAUUAAAAGUGGGGAUUGAUGCUUCUUAGACUACCGUACUGCACUGUGACCUGGGGCUGGGCUUGAUUAUGUCCGCCCGACAGUGGGGACGACGGAUUGGAAACGGAGUGGAUGGUGCAUUGGGCAUCUACCUCCGGACCUGUGCGUGACCAAGACACGUGCACUGGGACCGCAUGUCCCAGCAUUUGGCCCAAGACCAAGUUGAGGAUAGUAUUGAGUGCCAAGGGAUUAAUCUCGCCUCGUAGUUCAGGUCAGGCAGGAUCGUGUAUUCAUACGCAUGCAAUAUGCGCUGCAAGGCGUGUGUACAGGAUUGCGCACAACGCAGAUGUGUGAAUAUGAUGCACGGGUCAAACGGCACGCCCAAUCUACUCACAAAUGGCCGGGUGGGAGCGGGAUUAGUUGUCGUCAACACGGGAAUAUGGCAACAGGAAAAGUUUCGCGCCGCCUGCUGCUGACCCAUGGCACAUCAAUGCAUGUCGCCACGCUCGCGAUGUACACCAACUAUGGUCCGUUGGGCCUGUUUGCAAAUUGCAACCUUUCAUCUGGCCAUACAUCCGGUGCAUGCACUUAGCCUCUCGAGCCGCGUAUACAUGACGCAGGGUGUGACUACCCAGGCUGGGCCAUACACGCCCCAAGCUGCCACGCACUUCCAUCUUUGAGGUACACUGUGACACCGUUCGCAUGAAUGGCUAUAACACGCCUACAUGACGCAGGGCGGUGACUAAGGUCCAGGCAGCUGGGUCUUGUCCCAAGCGUUCCCAUCA
Chlamydomonas reinhardtii is the source of this 2613-nucleotide messenger RNA. RefSeq lists its product as uncharacterized. Bases 30 to 1748 code for a protein of 572 amino acids. NCBI's taxonomy places the organism in Eukaryota, Viridiplantae, Chlorophyta, Chlorophyceae, Chlamydomonadales, Chlamydomonadaceae. The transcript is spliced from 15 exons. The record is from RefSeq and is a predicted model, not a curated record.